Lindgomyces ingoldianus is the source of this 1725-nucleotide messenger RNA. RefSeq lists its product as uncharacterized. Bases 1 to 1725 code for a protein of 574 amino acids. The transcript has 14 exons. The record is from RefSeq and is a predicted model, not a curated record. NCBI's taxonomy places the organism in Eukaryota, Fungi, Ascomycota, Dothideomycetes, Pleosporales, Lindgomycetaceae.
AUGCCUCCAGUUGUGGUUUCUAUACUCAUCGAGAGAGCUCUUCAAGACCUAAAGGAACAAAAUCCCCCUGACUUCAACCUAGAGGUCUUCUUGCUUGUGGAAAAAAACACAUCGAAUAGAUUUCUUCCUGUCACUACAAAACCAACUACGAACGUUGCUAUGGCUUUUUUGUUUCGUUCUAAUUGGCCUCGAACAUUUGAUCAUGUAGGAAACUUUGGAGUCUACACGCGACAUGAUCCGGCUUUUGAAUCAAACAACCUCACUGCCUUGGUCUCUGUGAAGCUUUCACCAAAAGGGCACCUUGGAAAUCUGACGGAAUCGUGUUUCCUUAAAAAUAUUCAAUCUCGGCCCGAUGGGAUUGGGACCCAGGUUGUAUUGAGCUUGGAGUCCGUGGGGCAUUUCUCAACGCAACGCUUGCGACAUGAUUAUCACCUCCUUCAAUGCCAAAAACGGAAUCUUUCAAGGCCAUGGAUCCAGAUUGCGAACUAUCGAGAGGCAAUGAUAUAUAAUCCGGAGCAACAAACACUUUCGGAUACUUCACCAUGCUGCCUUCUAGACGUCGCGACGAAUCCCGAUCACCAUCUGCUUGGGUCAAUCCAUGAGCGCCGCUUUAAAUCCAAUAGAUCUCACUUAUGGAGCGAUGAUCACCGCUCCUGCGGGAAAAGCGCAAUUUUGUUUGAUGAUUUCUUCCUUUCUAAGCUCCCUAGGAAUGUUUCUCUGCAGCUCUUCCAACUCAUAGAAAAGCUCCCUGCUGGCACCCAUGUAUGCGGAUGCUGGAAUAAAUCAUCAGGCAGACCCCUAAAUGCUCUGAACACGGAGUUGGAAUGCAAGAAGACGAAGGUAUUAGAUGAUCAUAUCCAGGAAGUCAAAACUUCGGAGCGAAUAUCUAUGUCUUCGGGCUCGGAUUCCAAACACACGCCAAAAAUCGUGUCCAAAUACCCAUCAGCUUCCGUAAUAGAGUUGCUUGAGCAGGGGCUUCAUGGUGGUUCCUCGAACAAAUGUUUUACCAGUCGACACUUGAAUCUAGAUCCUGGAAGUGACCUGAUUACUUCCUCAGCCGCGGCGGUGUUGGCCGAAAAUAGACUUUCAUACCGACUUUUGCUUCGAAGAUCCUUUUUGGCGAUAUCAAUGUCUUACAACAAAAACAAAACUUUCUCAGCCCCCUUUCUACUGCUCCGAAGCUACCACUCUUUUGCCUCAUCCGCUCUAGAGGCGCGGUCGGACUUUCCCGACCUGGCCGGUGGACUCGCUCCUUCUGGUUUGCCCACCUGCGAUAAAACGCUUUCCAGGUCUUCUCCUGCACGUAGUCAGCUGCUAAGAUGCUUCCUUCUUGACCUCUCCUCUACCAUUAAAGAGGGUAUUUCAAAACCUGAGCGGAAAUUCCUAUGGAGAGAUCCAAAGCCAGAAGACUUUGGAGGCAAGGCAUACAACAAAGUGCACACACUAUCCGACAUGAGAUCCAAUGAGAGACGGAGAACCUCAAAUCACCCAGCGAACACAUCACGAGUUUUGGAAAUUGGCUCUUCAACGGCUGCAGCCUUCCUAACUACUUGCCGUCGAAGAAAAUUGCCUAAAUCUAGGAACAUGAGAAUCUGGACUAAAAUCUCCGGAUUCCACAUGCCAUGGACUCGCAGUCCUGAGCCGCAAUGCUAUUUCCAGGAGUCCCCCCAAACAACCAAUUUCUUGGGUUUUGUCAUGGGUGGAUUUGCUUUGUUUCCAGCCUAG